Molecule: messenger RNA, 2739 nt
Organism: Macrobrachium nipponense
Lineage: Eukaryota; Metazoa; Arthropoda; Malacostraca; Decapoda; Palaemonidae
Product: ionotropic receptor 21a-like
Exons: 15
Coding region: 1-2259 (752 amino acids)
Cellular component (GO): membrane
Molecular function (GO): ligand-gated monoatomic ion channel activity
Source: RefSeq, a predicted model, not a curated record
AUGUCACCUGUAAUAAAGUUGGGUACAGCCACUGCAAAGCAGGAGAGUAUACUUGACCCUGCAGAAGCUAGAAAGCAAGUGGGGUUCUAUAAAACAGCUGCUGAGAGGCAGGAUAGCAUACUUGACCCUGUAGAAGCUAGAAAGCAACACAUUGAUUUCCAGGAUAGCUAUGAAAACCUUCAGCCAUGGGCAGCACUAGCCAUUGUGCUGUUGGCCUCGUCAAAUUCUCUUAUCACUGCAAACAUCAAUUCGGACAGGGCUCUCAAAGGGACGUUACAUCAGUUGCCAUUUCUCGAAGCUAAAGAAACCUCAGGUAACGCUACCGAGUCCGAUGAAGCCCCAGGUAAUUUUGCCCAAGCAGUGUCAACGCUCUUAAUAGAAUUGAGGACCAGUUUGCAGCAAUGUUCAUUGUCUGUUGCUACAGACUUCUAUUUUUACCAUGCAGUGGAUGUCUUCCUUUCCCAUAAACUUGAUGGUACUACUCAAGCAGAUGCUGGGAAAAGCAGUAGCGUUCCUGUGAGUUUGUUUCUUCUACCCUCAUCCAAGGACUCCAUCAAUGAGGUGCUAUUCUCCAUCAAGGAUUACUACAGACGGGUCAACAAGGAGACCUGCACAAAUUACAUAUUCCUCCAGAGGGACGCCAAACAGCUGUUGCAUUUGUUAGAAGCCCUGUACACGGAACGCCUCAAUUUAUUGGCCAGGUUCGUCCUCAUCACAGAUGUCAGGGGAGCUGACGUCAUCAAGUUACUGAGCGCAUCUCCAGUAAGCAAGAUAGUGAAUAUCCUCUUGGCAACACCAGCAGAUGUCACCAAGGGGGCGUUGAAGCUAAAAACUCACGAUUUCUUUCAAAAUAACCAAAGAAUAUCGGAGAGGACACUCGGCACCUGGAGAGCUGACCAAACGUCACGUAUGACUGCUGUGAGAAAAUUCGAUUGGUUCUCACCAAAAUUGGAUAAUUUCAAUGGAUUCGAGUUUCGAGUAACAACAUUCAACCAUCCUCCCUCCUCUAUCUUCGAAGUGAAUGACGAUGGCAGCAUCUCUUACGAUGGACUGGAGAUCAGGUUACUGAAGACAAUGGUUUCGAAACUAAAUUUCACUGUGAAGAUAGCACAGCCCCGAGAUGGAGACAAGUGGGGUAGCAAAUUGGAAAACAAUACUUGGACAGGAGCAAUGGGAGAAACAAUCCGAGGAGAGACAGAGGUAUCUUUUGCUAACUAUUUCAUUACCUCGGAUAGACUGAAGCUCAUAGAUAUGACUCGGCCAUAUCACAUCGACUACACUUGCUUCAUCACUCCUAUGCCACAGCCAUCACCCCAGUAUUCGGCAGUCGCCUGGCCUUUUCAGCUGAAUGUAUGGAUCGCUGUUUUCUUGACGCUCUUCUUGAUUCCACCCGUGAUACGACUGACUGCCAUCUUAGAGGUAGGGACGUGGUUCAAGGACUUUGGCAAUGCCUUCAUGUUUACCCUGGGCACGUUUCUCAACAAAUCACCCCCACCAGAGCUCAUGCCACUUUCAAAUGGGCUUCGCAUUGCUGUCAUCACAAGUUCAUUGGCAACCUUGGUCCUGGGGGUUGCCUACACAUCCUCUCUGAUUGCAUUCUUGCUCGUUCCGUUGCCUACGCAGCCUGUAAACACUCUGGAGGAUCUCCUCGAUUCAGAUCUUCAGUGGGGAGUCAGGGAUACAGGAGGGUGGGAAGAAUGGUUCAGCAACUCUAUUGAUCCAACGUCUCGUAAGAUAGCUGAGGGAUUCAAGUUUGUUCGUGGGAUUGAGGCUGGCAUAGCCAGAGUACUUGAAGGGAACUUUGCCUUUAUGAACUCCGGGACUUUCCUUCGAUACCUCGUUUCCAGCAACUUCACGAAUGAAUAUGGACAAACAGAACUCCAUGUCACCAGGGAAUGCUUUGUCCCAUUUAGGGUUGGCUUGGGGAUGCCACGCUUCUCUGUUUACACUUCAAAAUUCAAUGCUGUCAUUGAUCGUGUUGUAGAAGGUGGUAUGGUUUCUCGUUGGUUUCAAGACCUCUUGCAUAAGGCUGAAAGGAAACAGCGAGAUAAAACAAGGAAAAUGCAGAAGUUAAGUGAAAAUCGUGAUCCUACAUCAUCUGUUGGGAAAAAAUUAAGUUUGUACCAUCUUCAGGGUACCUUUAUAAUCCUGUGUGCUGGCUGGGUACUUGCCUUUGUGGCUUUCAUCUGUGAGGUUUUGUUUGGCUCGAGAUGUGAUCUCAAAUUUGACAGCAAAGGCUUGAAGCAUGAGGGCAAUUAAGUCUGGCCUGGUAAAAAGGUAAUAAUUUCAUGCAUUUCUUCCAUGUGUUCACUUGGAAGAUCUAAUGGUCUUGAUAGGGAUUAACACCGAAAUAUAUAACCUCUAGACCUGGAAAACUCAUUAAAAGUACUCGAUAUCCUAUGGAAUGCCUCUAAUUCUUGUCAGCUCUUCCCCAUUUUUUUCAGUAGUAAAAUCAUAUACUUUUCUUUUUGCAUGUACUUAACUAUGGAAUCUUGUAAUUCCCAUAAUAAUGACAGAAGGAAUGUAUUUUAAACAGGUUUCAGGCAAAAGAUUGAAUUAAAUGAGAAACUGUUUACGAGUUACACGGGAACGGUUUUUUUUAUUUAUGCUGACACAAAUCUUAGUUAUUGCCAGGUUGCUACUCGUGUGCAAAUCUGGAGAAAUGAAACAUCAGUAUGCUGCUCAUAUUGCUGAAUUCACGAUUAAGAUAGUUCCCCACCCAGACAAAUAUUGACUCCU